CUUGGGAGACGCAUGGAGUCCAUGGUUUUGCCACUGGAGUUAUUGCAGCAGUUCAAGGUCACGGACUUUCCUGAUCAACUAGAACAUGAAAGCUGGCAGCUUAGGAACUUAAAGAUUCUUGAGGCUGGAUUACUCUUACACCCUUUUCGUCCAUUAGAAAAAUCAGAUGUUUCAGCACAGCGGUUAAGACAAAUCAUACGUGGAGCUUCAGAGAGACCACUUGAAACAGGAAGAAAUUCAGAGUCAAUGCAGGUUCUACGCAGUGCUGUAAUGGCCCUUGCAUGCAAAGGUUCUGAUGGAUCUGCUUCAGAUACAUGCCAUUGGGCAGAUGGUUUUCCACUGAAUCUCCAUCUGUACCAAAUGCUGCUCGAAGCUUGUUUUGGUAACAGCGAGGAAGGAUCAAUAAUUGAUGAAAUUGAUGAGGUUCUAGAAUUGAUAAAGAAGACUUGGACUAUCCUAGGGAUAAAUCAGAUGCAUCACAAUCUUUGCUUUACUUGGUCUUUAUUUCACCGUUUUGUUACAACUGGUCAAGUUGACAUUGAUCUACUGUUUGCAGCUGAUAAUCAGUUAGCUGAAGUUGAUAAGGAUGCCAAAGAACAAAAGAUUCAGCUUAUUCUAAGAUAUUGAGUUCAACAUUGAGCUCGAUAAUGGGGUGGACAGAGAAGAGACUUCUUGCUUACCAUGAUACCUUCAAUCCUAGUAAUAUUGAAUCUAUGCAGAGUAUUGUUUCUUUAGGAGUGUCAGCUGCCAAGAUACUAAUGGAAGAUAUUUCACAAGAGUAUCGUCGUAAGAGGAGAGAAGAAACUGAUGUAGCUCGCAGCAGGAUUGAUACGUACAUUCGGUCCUCACUCCGUACUGCUUUUGCUCAGGUUUGGAACCCAAGGGCAAAUAGAGAGAGUUGCGCUCCUUCUGCAAUUGAAGUUCUACGAAUAAUCGAUGAGACCUUAGAUGCCUUCUUUCAACUGCCUAUAGCAGUGCACCCAGCCUUGCUUCCAGACUUGAUGAUUGGACUGGAUAGAAGUCUGCAACAUUACAUAUCUAAGGCAAAGUCAGGCUGUGGAACACGAAAUACUUUUAUCCCUGCACUGCCAGCAUUAACCAGAUGUGAGGUUGGUUCAAAGUUGUGGAAGAAAAAAGAGAAAUCACAACCCUUACAGAAAAGGAGAUCGCAAGUCAGAUCAAUGAAUAGAGAUGAUUCUUUGGGUUUCCCACAGCUAUGUGUACGUAUGAAUACACUUCACCAUAUCCGAACAGAGGUGGAUAAUCUGGAGAAGAAAAUAAAAACUUGUUUAAGAAAUGUUGAAUCUGCCCAAGCAGAUAUAUCUAAUGGAUUGGAAAUCAAGUUUGAGAUUUCUCUUGCUGCUUGUCAAGAAGGGAUUCAGCAACUGUGUGAGGCAACAGCAUACAAGGUGAUCUUCCAUGAUUUAAGUCAUGUUCUGUGGGAUGGCUUAUAUGUUGGUGAGACUGCUUCUUCAAGAAUGGAUCCUUUACUGAAAGAACUUGACCCUAUUCUCAAGAUGAUAUCAACCACUGUGCAUGACAGAGUGCGAAAUCGUGUGAUAACAGCAUUAAUGAAAGCUUCUUUUGAUGGGUUUUUGCUGGUGCUUCUUGCGGGUGGUCCAUCUCGUUCUUUCUCUUGCCAAGAUUCUCAGAUAAUAGAGGAUGAUUUCAGGUCUCUCAAAGCCUUGUACUUGGCUGAUGGUGAUGGGUUGCCAGAGGAAUUGGUUGAGAAGGCUUCAGCCCAAGUGACAAAUGUGCUGCCUCUUUUUCGCACCGAUUCAGAAAGCCUUGUUCAGCAGUUCAAACAUAUGAUAGCAGAGGCAUAUGGUUCUGCAGCCAAAUCCAGGUACCCAUUACCACCUACUUCGGGGCAUUGGAGCCCAACUGAGGCCAAUACAAUAUUGCGUGUCUUAUGCUACAGGAAUGAUGAGGCUGCCGCAAGGUUUCUUAAGAAAACUUAUAACCUCCCCAAAAAGCUGUGACCUCUUGGAGGAGUCCAUAACAGCUGUGGUACAUUGGUCAGUAAUUGUGUGGAUGACUUUCUUGUAUGUACUCUGUAUAUCUACGAUAUCAGCCUUGAUAGGAGUCUACUCAAUCUCUUUGGUAGAUCUGAUUGCGUCAUGUGAAGCAUAUUAUAAUUAUCCCAAUGUGGGACAGCAGAGUUGCCUCCUUGAGUAAUGCUUGCUACACCACAUUGCUAUCACAGGACUUGAUUUACCCUAGGCAGCCUCAUUCAGUGUAAUUUGACUUACCAAAUGGCAUCCGUUUGGUUUGUGAGGAGUUGAGGCGGAAGUGGAAUAGCAUUCCCACCGUUCGUUCAUAGCAUCAGGAUCUCACGGAGGAUAAGAUGCUAUUCUCACCUCAUUUAGAAGCAUUCUUUGGUUUAGUUGAAGCUUUUGGGUUUCUUCAUUACAUUCUUCUGCUUUUAAUCUUUUGUCUUUACUUUGUAUGCCUGUGAGAAGUUGAAGGAAAUCUAUUGUGAAUAAGUUACUUGAUAGCUUUUUUGCCGCUUAUGCGUCGUAUAUGUUAUGUAUCAAGAGAUCUAGAGUUUGUAUUGGGUGCCCAUUUAUAUAAUUCUCAUUUUUUAAUCUGU
Elaeis guineensis (African oil palm) is the source of this 2593-nucleotide messenger RNA. The record is from RefSeq and is a predicted model, not a curated record. NCBI's taxonomy places the organism in Eukaryota, Viridiplantae, Streptophyta, Magnoliopsida, Arecales, Arecaceae.